This is a messenger RNA of Helianthus annuus (common sunflower), 645 nucleotides long. RefSeq names its product extensin-like. The coding region runs from base 1 to 645 and encodes 214 amino acids. NCBI's taxonomy places the organism in Eukaryota, Viridiplantae, Streptophyta, Magnoliopsida, Asterales, Asteraceae. The transcript is spliced from 2 exons. The record is from RefSeq and is a predicted model, not a curated record.
AUGGAGAUGGAUGAUGAUCCUGAUCCAGAGCCACCAACCGGGACACAAACUCAUCCCAUGAGUAUCUCCAGUGGUUCUCCUUAUGAAGGAUCGCCGUAUCAAGGCCCCGACUCAUGGGCCGAAAGGUGGAACACGUACCAAUGGGAAUAUACCCCUUCUUUUCAUAACUCUCCUCCACAAACUCCAUUGGAAGAACCGUAUCUUCAAGCGGUUACUCCACUGCCUUUGCCCGUUGAGGAACCACCUCAACAACCACCACAACCACCUCCUGAGCCACCUAGGCGAAGGCGGAAUGCACGGAUGUCCGUGCGAGGGGGACCAAGAUUUAGUCCCCCUCAAGCUUCAAGCACAUACCGUCCUAUCCCCGAAGAUCCACGAAUGGGUGGACCUUCACAUGCGGUGCCAGAGAUGAUCCCCCGCCAGUUACUUUUGCACCACCGCCACCGUCAAUGGUAUACCCAAUGGGGUAUCCUGUGCAUGGUAUCAAUACCCCCUUACCAGCAGCAACCUCCACCUUCACAAAUUCAAACUCAGCAAAUCCUACAGAGGUUGGACCAGGUUGAACAAAAGGCAGAGGAACACGAUAAAAAGCAUAACAAAUUUCUUAAAGGCCUUGCGAACCUCAUAAAUGGCAAAAAGAAGUAG